AGAAUUACAAAAGAGGAAGAGCUUUCUAUUUUCCGUCAUUUUCCCGAGAAAAUAGAACCAAACGGUGCUCGGAAUUCAGGAACACAAACAACACAAUCAGACAGAUCCACAGAAUUGCACCAACGCAAAAUCCCCAUUGCCCUGUUCUUCAAUCUCCCUCCUAAUUCUUCAUCACUUCCAUUAAUUCUCUGUUCUCAUACCACACUCACCAAUCUCAAAAAAAUAAUUCAAAUUUCUCGUUGUGAGUUCCAAUCUGAAUCGAUUUCUGGGAAAAAAAAUUAACACCCAGGUGAAUUCUCACGAAAAUCUGAAAUGGGUUUGCGCUAUUGAUUCGACAGAUGCAGAUGGAAAGGGAUAAAUGGAAUGAGCCUAACAAUGGGUGUUACGACAAGUUUUUGUUUGAUUCUGAUCGAGAGACACCGAGUAGAGAGCGUAGCCCCACGAUGCCUUCUUCGUCUGUGUCUUCAUCUCCUCCCAGAUAUGGCUACAUCGAGCACCCUGUAUCCAAAUUGGACACCUUGGUUGGCAUCGCAAUCAAGUAUGGUGUUGAGGUUGCUGACGUCAAAAAGAUGAAUAGCCUUGUUACAGACCAUCAGAUGUUUGCGCUCAAGAUUCUCCAUAUUCCAUUACCUGGAAGGCACCCUCCAUCCCCUUGUUUAUCAAAUGGUUCCAGUACACCAGGACAUGGUGACUCCGAUCACAGUUCACCUGAUCGCGCGCACCGUGACCUGCUUGAAUCAUUCCAAUCCCUGAGAGUGAAGCCUUCUGAGCGGAAGGUCUCCGCGAAGGUCUCCCCAGCCAUGAGCUCAUUACAGGGUUACUAUGGACUUAAAGGGACCACUAGUUCCUCAGAAAACGGUCCAUCAUCCAGGAAUUCUCCCAUGUCUGAACGACCCCUGAGUCAUCACCGUAAAUCCAAAAGUUUGGUCAAUGUAAUUUUGGAAGAGAUUAUGGAAAAGUCUGAUAUUUCACUCGCAGAAGGUAACUCCAAUAACUGGAAUGACAAACUUGUUCAGAGGCGUGAGAAAUCUGUAGCCGACUUUACCAGGAUACCAGAGUUGCUUUUGAAGGAGGAUAAUGGCAGCAGUGGUGGUCUUCCAUCAAGAACAGGAAAGGGAUUAGCUCUGAGACAGAAGGCAGCUAGCCGAACUGCGGUUGCAACUGAUUCUGAAUCAAGUGGUUUAAAUCCGGGGCCAUUAGGCUUGGGAGAUGCUUUUCCAUCUGAUGGUUCAUCUGGUGUAAGGAAAUCAUCAAGUACAUCUUGUUUACAUGAUCAGGAUAAUAGUGGCUGCUCCUCGUCCAUUUGGCCGGCCUCGAUGUGGAGUUUGAAACCAGAUUUACAGGCCCGUUCAACUGCUGGAAAACCAAUCUUUGAUGGCUUGCCCAAGCCAAUAUCUGGUCGAAGAAAUAAAGCUGCACUUGAUUAAUACACAAUAAUUUAUCAAAACAGUUUUGAACUUUUGAUCCUUUUUGGGAGGUAAUGGAAUACCAUAGCCUGUAUAUCUAUCCUUUUUGGUCCAAUGGGUAGUUUGCAGAAGUUAAACAAGGUAGAAGGAAAUGGGGGAAAAAAUCAAAUAUCACAUUUUCUCUAUCAAUAGGAGGAAUGUCUGCAGAAAAUACUUACAAUUUAUUUUUAGUAAAAGUUGUUUUGGCUCCCAAUGGUCUUCUGAAGAAUAUUGGACUGAAAGGGGACCAUAUUCCUCUACCUUGUCAUUGACCUAUUUUUUGUAUAGUCAGUCAUAAUGAUAUUUUUGUGGACUUGGGCAACUACAGUGACUGCCAAAGUGCUCUGAAUGAAACAAGCUUCUCGUAUUGGAUAUGUACAUUAUGAUUACUUUACUAUAGACAUCCUAAAUGAGAAAUCGGUUCAUAGGUCACACAAGAAGUUCCUUCUACUAUUUGUGCUUGUUAAACUUCGGUUCAAGAUUCCAAGCAAAUCCUAUGCUGGUAUCAAGUUUGCCCAAAGGAAAAAUACAUCCUUUUAUCGAA
This is a messenger RNA of Lotus japonicus, 1989 nucleotides long. RefSeq lists its product as uncharacterized. NCBI's taxonomy places the organism in Eukaryota, Viridiplantae, Streptophyta, Magnoliopsida, Fabales, Fabaceae. The record is from RefSeq and is a predicted model, not a curated record. The coding region runs from base 339 to 1427 and encodes 362 amino acids. The transcript has 3 exons.